AUGUACAAAUCGUGGAGGAUAGGAUCACUUGGAUCAUGUUGUUGUUAUGAAGUCAGUGGGUCAGACUUUAAAUUGUUCUUGCUUUAUCUAUUCCUUUUAUCACAAAAUUGAAUGUAGGUUUGUUACAUGUGUCGCCAUAAAACUACUGGUGUCAUUGAACUCACUUCUUGAAAGAAGAGGAAAGGAAACAACGAGCUUAACUAAUAUUUAUACUGUCAACGUUGCUUGCGAUCCAUACAUGUGUACCGUUGUCUGCAGGCGAGAGAAGGCUUUACCUUGUCUCGCUUUGACUCCUUUGACUGCCUAGGUUAAAUCUAUGAUCCAUGCGACUAUCGAGGAGAGCCACUGACGCAACCAUCAUACCGGGGAGGCGACCGUCCAGACCCCGUUGGGUUGAACCAGAACCAGCCGCCCGGUGGGUCGAGAGCAACGACGAUGGCUGUCAACAACGACACCUUCCUCGACGGCACAGACGCUCAGCUCCCGCUGGCCUCGCUGCGUCUUCUUGUCCCUCCCCUCCGCUUGAUGUCGGCGUGCAUGUGGCGCGUUGCCCAGCAACGCAACGUACAGCAGUACGGGAAGCUGGCGGAGUUCGUCACCUUGGUAACGGAGAUGGUUCCAGAACUUCUGACUCCCAGGCAGAUGGCUGAGCUCGUAUUGGGACUGCGGGCGAGGUUCAUCCUGGAGCUGGUGCAGGGGGACGACGAGUUGGACAGUACAGCGAUCAGGGAGCAGUUGAUCGCCAUCCAGCUGUUGACAACACAGGACACACCGGAAGAGUUCCCUGACGGAGAGCUGGGUGUUUCAAAGACGGCCUUUGUGGAACUGGUUCAAACAUUCACAGACAAAAAGUCUUUCAGAAAAAAAUAUGAUUUUUUCAAGAACGCCUUCCCAGAACACUACGGAUGUCGUUUUGACACAUCUCUCCAGAUCCUUGUGUGGGAGUUUCUGUCACGGCUGGAGGAGCUCCUCCCAGUCUCUAGUUUUGUUGAGGUGGCCACCCACCCGGACCUCGACUCACUCGUCCCCCGACUGGAGGAGUUCGGAUCAGACACGGAAGAUUUAAGAACGCUCUUCCAGCACCCAACCAGAGGGUCAGCGAAGUUAGAGAAGAACCUCUUCCCCUUCAGGUCGGCCGUCAUUCUGUCCUCGCUGGCGUCCAAAGGGACCAGCUUGACCCCGGGCGACCCCUUCAGCGAGGAGGGCGAGGGCGCCGCCCGGCUGCAGGAGGACCCGUCUCUUCUCGGCCGCUCCUCCGGCCGCCACGACCGACCGUCCGUCCAGGCGGAGCCGAGCGGCGACCGAACCCCAGAGGACGUCCGAUUGGCUGACGGUGGUGGCGGCGGCGACGCCCAGAGCGACACCCCGGGCUCCGCCCUCGACGGCGGCCGGAGCCACUCCUGCCCCCAGUGCGACCGCGCCUUCCCCCGCUGGCCGGACCUCCUGGAGCACCGCUGCCCCGCCGCGCCUCCCCCCCAGCCCGCCCCGCCGCGGCGCGCCAAGCAGGUGUACCAGUGCGAGCGCUGCCCGCGGCGGCUGGUCUCGGAGGGCGGGCUGCAGAGGCACCUGCAGGCGCACCGGCGCGGGGAGGAGCCUAUCGUGUGCCCGCAGUGCGGCAAGACGUUCACACACCGCUCCUCGCUCGCGGUACACCUGCGCCGCCACUCGGGGGCGCGGCCCUUCGCCUGCUCCGUCUGCGGCAAGGCCUUCAAGGAGAAGGGCGUGCUGAAGACCCACCUGCGCGUGCACUCGCCGGACCAGCCCCACCUGUGCAGCGAGUGUGGGCGGGGCUUCAGGUACCUGACCUCGUACGCGCUGCACCUGCGCAGGCACGCGGGCGUGAAGCCCUUCCAGUGCGACGGCUGCGCCCGACGCUUCUUCACGGCGCAGCAGCUGAAGGAGCACGGGCGCGUGCACACGGGCGAGCGGCCGUACGCCUGCGAGCGCUGCGAGAAACGCUUCAGCACCAAGAACCACCUGAAGAGACACGUCCGGGUCCACACCGGGGAGAAGCCCCACCGCUGCCCCUACUGCGACAAGGGCUUCACCCAGCAGUCCAACAUGAAGAACCACCUGCGCGUCCACAGACACGACAGCGCCAGCAGGAAGAGGAAGCCCCCACCGUUAGGGGGGCCGGGGGGGCCCUGACAGCGGGAUGUCAUUGGAUGGUAUCCUUUGGUGAACACAAGAUAUCUGAUGGUGAAGUCCCCCCCAGAGCAUCAUGCAGACGACAAUGUACCUCUGAAUGUAAACACUGUGUGCUGACACUAUUACUGGUGUUAUUCCAUUAGCACUCUUGGCCGUACUAUAGCGGGUUGAUUUGCGUUUCCACUCCCAGUUUAAACGUUCCGAACUCUGCCGAGGCCUGCUCGAGAAGGACCACCUCCGAUGUCGGGCCUGUGGGUUUUCAUAACACUACGAUUGCUGCCAUUUUGUUGGCUGUACUCGAUAGAAAGCUGUGUGAUGUUAUAUUAAAUAAAUCAUCACCUGGCAAAAGGG
This is a messenger RNA of Gadus macrocephalus (Pacific cod), 2499 nucleotides long. Its product is annotated as zinc finger protein 696-like. Gene Ontology annotation, biological process: regulation of transcription by RNA polymerase II. Gene Ontology annotation, molecular function: DNA-binding transcription factor activity, RNA polymerase II-specific; RNA polymerase II transcription regulatory region sequence-specific DNA binding. The transcript has 9 exons. Gene Ontology annotation, cellular component: nucleus. Lineage: Eukaryota; Metazoa; Chordata; Actinopteri; Gadiformes; Gadidae. The coding region runs from base 436 to 2148 and encodes 570 amino acids. The record is from RefSeq and is a predicted model, not a curated record.